UCCUCGCCGCCGGCGCAGCUGCCUCUGCGCGCGCGGUAGCUAGCUAUGGCGGCAACGGCAGAUCCGCGGGCGAAGCCGCCGGCCGCGCCGCCGCACCACCUCGAGCCGUGGGCGCAUCAGCCACCUGCCGCCCACCGCAUGCCUGUACUCCCCGCCAUAGCCUCGCCAGCGGGUGGCUGCUGCACGGACCGCGAUCGCCGCCGAGCGUCGUUCCACCGACGGGGCGCCGCCGCACAGGUCGUCGGCGAGGAGCCAUACGACGGCGAGAUCGAGGAGCUCAAGGCUAAGCUCAUGGGCCACCUGCGCGACGCCGCCGACCGGCUUCGCGUGCCUCAGACUAGUCCCUCGCUGCCUCCUCCGCCGCCGCCGCCGCCGAAGCCCGCGAGUCCACCGCCGGAGAUAGACUCCGAGCCUGAGCCCGACCCCGAGCUCAGGGCGCCGCCUCCGCCUCCGCCUCCACCGCCGGCCCCGCAGCAGCAGCCACAAGCAGACGUCGCCACGAGGCCGUGGAACCUGCGGGAACGCACGCGGCGGCGCCCCGCAAAGUCGUGGGCCGCGUCGGCGGCGGCGGCGCCGCCCUCGUCGUCGUCGCGGAGGCGACGAAGGCGCGCUCCGUUCUCCGUGUCCCUGACGGCGGAGGAGAUCGAGGAGGACAUCUACUCGCUGACCGGCGCCCGGCCGCGGCGGCGGCCGAGGAAGCGGCCGCGCGUCGUACAGCGGCAGCUCGAUUCGCUGUUCCCCGGCCUGUGGCUGACCGAGAUCACCGCCGACGCAUACCGAGUGCCGGACGACUAGCUCCUGCCCUGCCGGCGCUCCAAGCCCUCCAACUCCAACCACCUCGCUUCAUCGGCUCAUCGCGUCGCAGUCGCGUCUCCUCAUCACAUGAACCGCACCCACCAACUUAGUUCUAUGUCUAGUCGAGUUGGUAGGUCAUAUGUUCCAGGCCCAGGUUUUACAGCGCGUCAAACGGUGUACGUCCCUUCCCCCCGACCUCUUUGUAGUUUGUAGUUUGUACAGCGGUGUGCUUGUGAUCAUCUACUAGUCUAGUACUAGUACUACUAAUUCACCGGCCAUAGUACCUGUGCUCUGCCGUUGUCAUUCA
Phragmites australis (common reed) is the source of this 1102-nucleotide messenger RNA. RefSeq lists its product as uncharacterized. The transcript has 2 exons. The coding region runs from base 46 to 795 and encodes 249 amino acids. The record is from RefSeq and is a predicted model, not a curated record. NCBI's taxonomy places the organism in Eukaryota, Viridiplantae, Streptophyta, Magnoliopsida, Poales, Poaceae.